AUGAAACUAUAUUCACUAUAUGAUAUGAUAACAUUCCAGUCCACUAGGCUGAAUCAGCGGUACCACGCGACGUGGUGUGAAUCCUACGAACGUUUUGGGAGAAAACGUGAUCCCAGUUUGAGGAUAUUUAUGAGUACCAUUCUGGCCGAGCUAUCCUCUACAGACGUGUCCGCUUCAUCUCCGCCUACGAAGAAGGCUCGCGUGGUUGAACUGAGUGACAAUCAAAAGGAGGCCGCUAUUACUGUGAAAAACUCCGCACAUUCCGAUUCGAAAAGAAUGUCUUCCGAAAAGAAUGGGCAGGAGGCGAUGGACACCGACACUACGGGUUUAGACACAAACCUUUACUCAAGACAAAUAUAUGCACUUGGCGAAUCUGCCAUGAUGAAUCUGAGAAAGGCUUCCGUUUUGAUUUCCGGCUUGGGAGGAGUUGGUGUUGAGAUUGCGAAAAACUUGGUUCUUGGAGGUAUCCGCAACGUUACCAUCCAGGAUGUGAAGAACACUCGCUGGGAAGACUUAUCCGCACAAUAUUAUUUGAAAGAGAACGACAUCGGUAGAAAUCGAGCGGCAGCGAGCUUUGAAAGGCUCGCUGAGCUGAACGAUAGCGUGCAUUGUCAAGUGGUAACUAGCCCUCUUAGCGAGGAGUUGGUAAAUCAGUAUGAUCUUGUGAUUCUAACUGAUGCUCCUCGCAGUACUCAGUUGAAAGUAGCGGGUUGGACAAGAGCACACAAUCGCUGUUUGUUGGUUGUUGAUGCACGCGGUCUGUACAGUUAUAUCUUCGCUGAUUUUGGCAACUCGUUCCGCGUUGAUGACCCGAAUGGAGAGAAAGUCAAAGAGUUUCUUAUCGAAUAUAUUGACGGGGAGACAGGAGAUGUAACGACGUUGGAAAAUCAGAUGCAUGGGUUGGAAGACGGUGAUUAUGUGACGUUUUCGGAAAUUAAAGGCAUGAGCGAGCUGAACGGCUGCGCCCCGGUGAAAGUCACCGUGAAAAAGCCACAUGUAUUUAACAUUGGCGAUGCUGCGAAAAACAUGUCGCCAUAUGAAGAAGGAGGUCGUGUAAAACAAGUCAAAGUGCCUACUUACGCUGUGCACAAGCCUCUUGCUGAAUCACUAGCGGACCCGGAGUUUGUAUACUGGGAUUUUGCUAAAUUCGAUUAUCCUUCACAGCUCCAUGCUCUUUGGACUGCGCUGUACGAUUUUGAAACCAAGCAUGGGCGCCAUCCUAGCCCUCGCUCAGAUGAGGACGUUCUUCUUUUGAAAGCGGAGUUACCCGAUGGUGCCGAAGUCAAUGACAAACUACUGAAGAUGUUCAGUUAUCAGGCUUCUGGUAAUCUUGUCACUGUCGCGUCUGUGGUAGGUGGAAUAGCUGCUCAGGAAGCAAUGAAGGCCGUUACUCAUCAUAUGACACCACUGAAACAGUGGCUAUACAUUGACAGUGAUGACGCCUUACCAGGGGAAUGGAGCGAGUUUGACAAUGAGAAACUUACCGAAGAAGAUUGCAAACCGCGUGACUGUCGAUAUGAUGGACAAGCUGCUGUCUUCGGUUGGAAGUAUCAAGAAGCAUUGUUCCAUCAGAAGUGGUUUGUAGUAGGCGCAGGAGCGAUUGGCUGUGAAUUGCUGAAAAAUCUUGCUAUGAUGGGCUUGGCAUGCGGCGAAGGAGGAUUGAUAAAAAUAACUGAUAUGGAUCAGAUCGAAAUCAGUAACCUAAACAGGCAGUUUCUCUUCCGCAUGAAUGACGUCGGGGAUAAAAAAUCUGUUGUUGCUGGACGUGCUGUGAAAAAUUUCAACAAAAAUGUUCGCAUUGAAGCGCUUUCUGAGCGAGUUGGGACUGAAACGGAACACAUUUUUAAUGACGAGUUCUUUGAAAAUCUGAAUGGAGUUGCAAACGCUUUGGAUAACAUCGAUGCCAGGCGGUAUAUGGAUAGACGCUGUGUAUUUUACCGCCUUCCUCUUCUGGAAUCCGGUACUAUGGGGACUAAAGGAAAUACCCAAGUGGUGUAUCCUCACCUGACAGAGUCAUAUGGAUCAUCUAUUGAUCCGCCGGAGAAGGAAAUUCCUAUCUGCACGUUGAAGAACUUCCCCAACGAAAUCCAGCAUACCAUUCAGUGGGCUAGAGAUCUGUUUGUGGCAAACCAAUUCUUAACCGAUGAGCGUGCUUUCUUGGAACGUUUGGAACAGAUGAAUGUGAACCAGCGAACACAACUUUUGAGUCAGGUCAAAGACGUAUUGAUCGACACCAAGCCAUCCAGUGCAGAAGAUUGUGUGAAAUGGGCACGACUUCUAUUCCAGGAGCACUUCCAUGACAACAUUGCUCAAAUGCUUUAUUCGUUUCCGCCUGAUCAGGUGACAGAUCAAGGUGCAAAGUUCUGGUCUGGCACCAAACGUUGUCCGCAUGUGCUGGAAUUCGAUCCUACCCAGGAAGAACAUCGUAACUUCGUAUAUGCCGCAUCAAUUUUGCGAGCUGAAGUUUACGGCCUUAAGCCGAUUCUCGAUGUUGAUCUCGUAAUGAAAAUAGCCUCAUCUGUGCAGCCUCCACCAUUUAAACCUCGCGCUGGCGUGAAAAUUGCGGUCACUGAUGCCGAAGCAAAAGAAAACGCAGAAACUGAGGAUGGUAAGUUAGCCGAAGCAAAAGAAAAUGCAGAAACCGAUGACGCUAACGCUGACACCCAUCUCGAACAGCUGAAAGUGAAACUGGCACGGCUGAAUACUAAAGCGAUUCACAAGCUAAAUCCCAUUGACUUCGAAAAGGAUGACGACACUAACCAUCAUAUGGAACUUAUCACUGCGGCGUCUAACUUGCGUGCUGAAAACUACUCAAUUCCUCCAGCAGACCGAAUGAAGACAAAGCAAAUUGCUGGUCGUAUCAUUCCUGCCAUUGCCACGACUACAGCGACUGUAGCUGGUUUGAUCUGCAUCGAACUGUAUAAGAUGAUCGCAUCCAAAGGUUUGCCGAAGACACCUAUGACGCGUUUCAAGAACGGCUUCAUCAAUCUUGCCUUACCAUUCUUCGGUUUUUCUGAACCCAUUGCAGCUCAAGUCAAGAAGUACAACGACACCAGCUUCACACUUUGGGACCGAUUGGAGAUUCAAGGACCAAAGUCGCUACAAGAAGCUGUAGACUGGAUCCAGAAUGAGACCGGUCUUGAAGUAACAAUGCUUUCAUCUGGUGUUUCGCUUAUCUACUCUUUCUUCAUGGAUGCUAAAAAACGCGCUCAUCGCAUGCCUAUGGACAUAAAGUCUGUGGUAGAAGACGUAUCGAAGCGAGAGAGUCACUGUUUUCACUUGCCUCGUGCUUUACCAUCUUCCCUAAACUUCAAUAACUUGCACGCAAUCGUGUCGGGCUUCCAACAUCGCUAA
Molecule: messenger RNA, 3354 nt
Organism: Cylicocyclus nassatus
Lineage: Eukaryota; Metazoa; Nematoda; Chromadorea; Rhabditida; Strongylidae
Source: the annotation of a GenBank genome assembly